Molecule: messenger RNA, 267 nt
Organism: Paramecium tetraurelia
Lineage: Eukaryota; Ciliophora; Oligohymenophorea; Peniculida; Parameciidae
Exons: 2
Source: RefSeq, a predicted model, not a curated record
AUGCUUUAGAGAUUGUCUACAGUGUUCAGAAGACCAGUGUUUUGGCAUGGGACACAUCAUCAUGACAGCAAUGAUGCUACAAAAAGAUUAUUUGACACAGUCUCUAGCACAGUUAAAGGCAUCUAAUAAAUAAACUAUGUUGUGGAGCAUGAUCCAAAAUUAACAGCAGAUGAGAAGUCAAAAAUGAAGCAAUUCCUUAUUUAUAGAUAUGAUCCAGCUGAUGAGAAUGACUUCCCCCAAGUAUGUCAGCUAUUAAAACGUUGUUGA